Molecule: messenger RNA, 4151 nt
Organism: Schizophyllum commune H4-8
Lineage: Eukaryota; Fungi; Basidiomycota; Agaricomycetes; Agaricales; Schizophyllaceae
Exons: 12
Coding region: 27-4151 (1374 amino acids)
Source: RefSeq, a predicted model, not a curated record
GCCUUGACCACCAUAUACCUUCGAAGAUGGAGUCGUCCCCUGCAAGUGUUCCCGGUGCUGAUCUACUACGUCGCAACAAAGGCUUUAUCUCCGCCGAGAAUGGUCAUUUUCUCUGCAGUGCCGGGUGUCCGAACAAGAAGCCAAUGCCACUGAGUAAGGCCUUGGAACACGAUGAGGCGAAGCGGCAUAUCGAGAACGUCCGCCGGAUGGCACGGCUCUUGCGGAUGGGCGAUAACAAUGCGGAAGCUGUGAGAGGCGACGAUUCUCAGUCACCUGCAAGCUCCCCGCCUCGCGUCGCUCAUCCCGUCUUUACCACGAUACCUCCUUUCGAAACGCUGCAAGGACCACAACUACCUCACGAUAACCCUCUGUCUAUCUACGAUGAUUAUGAUGGUGUAUGGCUGCCUUCCGCUGGCCCUCGCCAACCCGAAGAUGCUCACGACGUAGAAUCGCUCUUCGAGGGUAUGCCUGGCCUCCACGAAAUCUCGGAUUCGUCAGAUUCCGAGUCUGACAUAGACUCCGCGAGUGAAGGCGAGUCGGAAGCGGACGAAGAAGAGGCGGUGACGGAAGGGAAGUGGGGUCCGUCGUGGCGCGAGAGUCCGCGGACGCCUACUCCAGAGCAUCAUCGUGAAGCCCCGAGCACACCUCUGCCUCGACAGAUGCGUGGCGUCAGGCGUCCGCCGUCGCCUCCGUCAUCCUCGCCCGAUAUGCGGGCCACUCGUCCUGACCCGGCGGAUCUGUCCAGUGACGAAGAAGGUGCAAACACCGAGCGACACCGUUACGUGGAACCUCAGACUGCCGGGCAGUCACGCCUUUUCCACCCCGAGAAUUGGUGGCCUUGGGACGACAAGGAGGCUGCACUUGGUGCUCAGAUGAGCGGUUUUCCGCGCUCGGUAUUCUCGGAACAGGACAUGAAGACGGCGCUUUGGCUUGCGGAGCAGUGCGGCGCCCCAAUUUCGAUGACUUUGCGGCAGAUCAAGCUACGAAGGGACAAGAUUGUGAAGGACUUUGCGCCCGGUGUCGACGACUGUGAUGGCUCGCUUGGAAAUCCUUAUUCCAUGCUGAGCAUUGCAGAUAUCCUUGCUGAUGAAUGGGCCAAUCCACAUGUACGCCCCCAUGUGUCUGUGCUGAGCGAGGACGCAGGAGAGCGUCUUACCAGUGCAUGCAAUGCUGAUAAGUGGUACAAAGAUGUGGAUGCUGUUCUGUCUGGACCUAUGGUCUGCAGCAAAGAUGGGCAGCAUUACUACGUUCUCGAACCUGCUCUCAUGCAGCUAAGCCGUCCAUCGCCUGACUCAGUGCAGCCAGAGGUUGCCGAGGCUGUUGUUCUACCUGCACGGUGGUACACUCGAAACGGCGAUGUUUGGGCACGCGCUAAGCGCCUAGCAUGGGUCGCAGGCGAACCGUCUCUCCUUGUUGACGAGAGGGAGGACUGCGUAGAUAUUCCCCUGACUUCGUUCCUUGCCUCUUAUCCUCGCCUCAAGUCUACACAUCAUUUCUACGGGAUCCCCGACCCAAGUAUCAUCGGUGGCACGAUUCGCAGGUCGCCUGAUUCCGAGAAUUCUCAGCCAGUAUCCAUCGACCGGACUGCCGCUUUCCAAGCGCCCCAUCCGCUGCGCGUCAAGGCGCGCGGAAAACAGAUCUUCUCGGUCCCGAUCUGGGUCUACUGUGAUGAUACGUCAGGGAACACGUCCAAGAAAUGGAACAAACAUAAUUCAAUCCUUUUCACUAGAGAGCUUGAGCUACGCGGAAAUUCCCUCCCUACUCUCGCUGGACUUCCCCCUCGACUCGCGCACUUGCUGUACAAUAUACAUUUCCUGUCGACGUCUAAUCUCGCUGCACCGCUUGAGAUGUUUGAGCGCCUUGUAAAGUCUGUCCAGGAAAUUCGGGAACAGGGCGGCGUAGAGGCGUAUGAUUGUCACCUGAAGACUGUUGUUCUGCUGCUUCCGUGGGUUCUAGGCAUGGCUGGCGACAAUCCGAUGCAAAGCGAGUUUGCGUCGCACAUCGGGCUCACUGGCAAGUGCUUCUGUCGAGUCUGCAAUGUUCGAGGUGCAGAUAGCAAGGCACGGCCGGGUGGUGAUGAAGGGGAGCGCGAACGUGUCGCGGAGUUCAUGUUUGGGGAUAGCAAGCCGCUGAGGACGAAGGCAGAGACACUGGAUGUGCUUGGCGAGCAGUUGGCAGCGGUCUUAGAUGGCGCACCCACACGAGCGGGCACGAUUCAGACCGAGACUGGCGUGAAGGACAAGUUCUUCACCCAUUUCUUCGACCUUCUAGCAGAGGAGUGCGCGCGCGUCAAGGAUUCGCAUAAGGAUAGCUCGAAAACACCGCAGGAAAAGAGCGCCGAAGUCAUCGCGGCGAUCCGCGUGCUUCGUGACAGCUUGCCUGAGGAUAUAUUCAGUCCGUGUUUGCGCCUGGAAGAGUUCGAUCCCGCCGUCGACACGCCUGUCGAGAUCCUACAUGUAGUCCUCCUUGGCUUCGUCAAAUACUUUUGGCGCGAUGCGGUAUCGCGACUCACGCGCGAACAGAAGAGCAUUGUGCGAGCUCGGAUAGACAGCUUUGACCCCACUGGUCUGGGUAUCCCCCACCCACGCGGUCAGACUCUGGUUCAAUGGGCAGGAUCACUGACGGGCCGCGACUUUCGCGUAAUUUUGCAAAUGGCGCCCACAAUUCUUCAGGGCCUGCUACCCCCCGAAGUGUACGAAGCAUGGCUUGCGCUUGGGCGCCUCGCCCCUCUAGCUUUUCAGGCAAGCAUCAAGAACAAGAGCGAUUAUUUCCGCCUUCUUGAAGAGGCUGUAUACGAUUUUCUUGCCUGCAGCGCGCUCUGGACUACUCAGUGGUUCAACAAGCCCAAGUUCCACUCCUACAACUUUGUCAUUCGCCUGCGAAGCAUACACUCCCCAAGGCACGCUCCUAGCACCGAUAUCGCGCGAUCCUUUGCAAACAUGCAUAUGAUACGCCACUUCGCGAGUUCGGGCUUUGUGAAAGGCGCAGACGGAACUUGGAAGACUGCUGGCUCGGAGAUCACGAAACUCGUUGAUAAUCCCUUGUACGCCAAGCUUGUCGGACUCGCUGAUGUCUUGUAUCCUCAGGUUGCAGGUGCUGUUAGUAUCGACCGGAAACGGUCCCCAACAACGUGGUUCGAGACCUCAAGCGCGCGGUCCUUACCAUCACCUCCCUCUGAAAUUCAAAACCCCAUCUCGGACGCUAUCCGAUACUGCCGCAAAGUCGUGCUCGCUAAUAAGGAUGAGGCGAUCACAGGCGGGUUCGUUCUUUACCAAAGUUCGAUCAGCGUCCUCGCCCCUCGCAUCGGCAGAGUCUGUGAGAUCCUCGCCACCCCACAGCAGGUACUUGGGCUGCUUAUCCAGCCAUAUGUUGUUGGCCAGGAGAUUCUACCAUAUCGCAUGCCUCGCGUGUCGAUACAGACUCAGGACAGCCCAGAUGGAUCCAAUCCCAUUAUCGCAGCUGCAGAAUGGUGCGCCGUCGCGAACUGCCUCGCCUCCAUCCACACCUUCCACAACUGCGCUGCAAAUCGCUGCGAAGUUACACGCACACGCCUUACGAAGAAAGAGCGCCGGCUGAUGCAAGACAAAGUCGACAAAGUCCUUCACUCCCAAAACCCCGAUGACCGCGUACUGAAUCUGGCACAACUACGCAGCGCCGAAGCGCUGCAUGCCUUCCGCUCGGCUACCCGCUACCCCAGUGCGGCGAAAGCGCGAGACGAGCUUGUCCGAGAAGCUGUCGAGCAUAGGCAGCAAGUUGAUGCGGAAAAGGCUAAGAAAGCGGGCGAGAAGGGUAGUGUGGGAGGCAGCAAGGGGAAAAACAAGCGCUCAGCGCCUGCUCAGUCGGGAAAAUCGCGCAAUGCAAAGCGUGCGCGUACGAGUGCUGCCGCCGCCGCUUCUGCCAAUUCCCACCAGAUGCCCGACAACAUGCAGAUCGCGUCCCCAGCAGCAUCUCCCGCGUAUGCGAUCACAAAUUACGGCUAUUUACCCCCCAGCUCAAUGCUCCCACCUUCGCUUCCCUCCACACCCUCUCUUUCCAUGGUGGCGGCACGUCGCGCGGCGCAGAAUCUACCAGCACACCUUCAGUUCAACCACAGCUGUGAUGGUACAUCUGACGUGGGCGGGUACAGAUGGCCGGCACCUCCUGAUUACUAG